AUGUCGGGCGAAGUGCCUGCUGAAGUGCAGCAGGAGAUGGAGGAGCUGUGUAAUACUGUACCUAGGCUGACAGAGGACUACGAAUUGAUAGAUAAGAUUGGCGAAGGAACGUUCUCGUCGGUGUACAAGGCGCGGGACAUCAAAGGGCGGGUGGUGCGACGGUACCGGGAGCACUUCUGGAGGAUGGGGGGCGAAGAAGGCCCGUAUGUGGCGCUGAAGCGGAUAUACGUGACUUCAUCGCCGCAGCGGAUAUACAACGAGCUGAACCUGCUGUACAUGCUCAGCGGGAACCAUAGCGUGGCGCCGCUGUGCGAUGCGCUGCGGCACAAGGACCAGAUCAUUGCGGUGCUGCCGUGGUACCCGCACGAGGAGUUCCGCAACUUCUACCGGGACCUGCCGAUCAAGGGCGUGAAGAAGUGUGUGUUCGAGCUGCUCAAGGCGCUGAAAUUCGUGCACGAGCAGGGUGUGAUCCACCGGGACGUGAAGCCGACGAACUUCCUUUACAACCCGAUCCUGGGCAAGGGCGUGCUGGUGGACUUCGGGCUGGCUGAGCUGGAGCCGGAGCGGCUCGACGACACCGGCCUGCAGCACGAGCAGGACCUGCGCGCGUGGGAGUCGUACUGCCCAUGCGGGUCUACGAGGGGGCUGCCGCAGAGCGCGAACCUCAUCACGAUACAGAAUGGCAAGGUGCUGUACAAUGGCAAGUGCCAGAACCCCGUGACAGGCGCGGUCGCCAGCAGCAUCCUGGACCUCACAAAGGGGUACCCGAAGAACGAGACACGUCGCAGCAAGCGCGCGAACCGCGCAGGCACGCGAGGGUUCCGCGCGCCGGAGGUGUUGAUGAAGUGCUCGCAGCAGACGACGAAGAUAGAUAUCUGGUCUGUAGGAGUAAUUCUUCUAUCGUUCCUGGCGCGGCGCUUCCCCAUGUUCCAGAGUCUCGAUGACACGGACUCGCUGCUCGAGAUGUGCUGCAUUUUCGGAACCAAGGCCAUGAAGAAGACCGCACAGCUGCACGGUCUCGGACUGGAGAUUCAGGGGCUCCAGGGAAUCACCGAGGAUGGUAUACCCGAUGGCUUGAAGGGCUAUGUCCGACAGCUGCUCGAGGCAGAGUGCAAAAUUGCUACCUUUCCGCACUAUAGUGUUGCUUUUGAGACCCUUGAUUUCCUGAGUAAGAUGGAUCGGCAAGUGACCCCAAGCCUCGGGAGUGGAGGAAGCAGUGCUGGCGCUCUGUCGGGUGACGAAAACAAUGGCCACGACUAUGAUGCCACAAAUAUUGAAAAAGAGAGGACUCUUCGGGAAUAUUGUGAGCGUGUGUGGGACGACCACUUUUGGUGCUUCGAUGUGCUUGAGAGAUGUUUUGAGAUGGAUCCCCGCAAGCGCAGCAGUGCGGAGGAGUUACUACAGCAUCUACUCUUUAGCGAGCUAACGGAACAUCACGAGCCUGAUGCCGAGGUUCAGGACGAAGUCAUCACCCUAGAGUCGCAACCAGAGUUGAAAUUGCACCGCUGA
Messenger RNA from Eremothecium gossypii ATCC 10895, 1509 nucleotides. RefSeq names its product serine/threonine protein kinase CDC7 (gene CDC7). Gene Ontology annotation, cellular component: nucleus. The record is from RefSeq and is marked provisional. Gene Ontology annotation, molecular function: protein serine/threonine kinase activity; ATP binding. The transcript has a single exon. The coding region runs from base 1 to 1509 and encodes 502 amino acids. Lineage: Eukaryota; Fungi; Ascomycota; Saccharomycetes; Saccharomycetales; Saccharomycetaceae. Gene Ontology annotation, biological process: protein phosphorylation; mitotic DNA damage checkpoint signaling.